GCCUCCAUUAGAAUUAUUCCCCCUUCCCUACGUUACCCUGCCGGAUGAUCUGAUGCCUCCGUCGAUCUCCUCCCACCUAUAAAGCUACCAAACUGAUCAUUCCGAUGCGAGCCCGGGUAUCUGUGCGCCGCAACUCGCUGAUGCUAAGCUGAGCUAGUUACAUACAUAGAUAGAUAGUUUGGUUGGUGCAUCGACUAGCUGCAAGAACAGAGCAGCUGGGAGAAGCUGGGAGAGUUCAAGAAGCUGCUGAGCUCAGCUAGGUGAGCUUAGCUGUGUGGAUGCAACGCUGUUGGGAGAUGGAGCAAGUGGACGAGGCGUCGGAGAAGAACAGGGGGGUGAGCUCGGAGUCGGAGCGGCCAGGCCGCGGCGGCGGUGUGGUGACUGUGAGCCAGUGGCUUGAGCUCAGGCUAGGCGUGAACGGCGGCGGCGUUGAGACGGUGUCGGUCACGGGGGACUCUUCCGCGGCGUCCUCGGACGGCGGCGAGGCGGACGUGGACCCGCCGCUGACGACGCAGCAGCUGUCUUCUCCUUCGACGGCGGCGGCGACCCCGAACAAGGUGUUCUCGUGCAACUUCUGCAUGCGCAAGUUCUUCAGCUCGCAGGCGCUGGGCGGGCACCAGAACGCGCACAAGCGGGAGCGCAGCGCCGCCAAGCGGACGUCGUCGGCGCCGUACCACCACCACCACCACCACCGGAUGAUGAUGGCCAGCGCCGGCCUGCCGCUCGAGGCGCACGCCGCGUUCAUGCGCGCCGCCCUGCGCGUCAACCCGGCCGGCUCGGUGAUCCACAAGCAGCAGCAGCCGCAGCCGCAGCCGCCGCCGAUCACCCAGGACGCCACGGCGCCGAGGUUCCACGACGGCGGCGCCGCCGUCAUCACCCCGUGGACGCCCCUCCCGCUGGCCUACGAUGAGGCUCUCAGCUCGGCGUCGUCGUGGCCCGGGAGCUUCAGGUUCAGGACGCAGCCUGAGCCUCCUCCCAGCUCGGAGCAGCAGCCGCAGCCGCCAUCAGAGCAGAGUAAGAAGAUAGACUUGAGCCUCAAGCUGUGAGCGACAGGUGAUCAAUUGAUCACAAUAUCGUCCUUAGGUGUAGAGCUAGUACUUGUACUAAUUAAUCAAUUUGACAAGUAUAUAAUCACCAAGUGUUUAAUUCUUAAGUUUGAUAUAUAUAAUGAUUCCAGAAAGAAAUUAUCUUUCA
Oryza brachyantha (malo sina) is the source of this 1194-nucleotide messenger RNA. RefSeq names its product zinc finger protein 4-like. The coding region runs from base 279 to 1046 and encodes 255 amino acids. The record is from RefSeq and is a predicted model, not a curated record. NCBI's taxonomy places the organism in Eukaryota, Viridiplantae, Streptophyta, Magnoliopsida, Poales, Poaceae. The transcript has a single exon.